UAAUUCUAUAGUUUGACUCUACAAAUUCAAAGUUGUAAACGCCUCGAACAAUUGAGAAACAAGACGUCCUGUCUGGGUACGUUUAUCAGUUGUAGAAGUGUGUUGAACAUAGUAAUUACACAAAAUUUCGUCAUACAAUCGACUCUUCAAUUUGUUUUGGCCUGGAUGAUAAAAAAAAUCAUAAAACAACAUUUUUGUACGUGUAAAGUCUUACAAUGUUCUAUGUUGAUUUGAAAAUAUCAGAAGAAAAUUCAACCCCAACCAGUUCAUCGGCGGUUAAUACAAGUUGUGGAGACAUAAUUACACCUUCCGAUCGUCCGCCCAUCAAAAAACGGUCAGAAAAAACAUUUAACUUGCCAAAGAAAAGACUACCAGAAUAUAUGUGCAAUAACAAAAUCCCAUCAAAUUCAUUGAUCAAUUCUCAUCAUGAUGUUAAGGGAGGAACAUAUGAGUUACCAACGCCCAUGAAAUCGACACAAGACCCACAAAGAGUAGUAGAUCCAAUGGUCCAGGAAUACGAUCCGAAAAAAGAUAAAUCUCACGAAAAUAUCAAAGACAGCUGUGCAGAAACUUUGUUAAAGAAACGUAUGUACGUUCUGCGUGAACUGGUUGCCACGGAAGAAUCAUACGUUCAAGAUUUGUCACUAAUCGUCGAUGGGUACAUGCGAGAGAUGAAGGAUCCGGAAAGUGAAAUUCCUUUGCCGGUCGAUUUAAAAGGGGGCAAAGAGCGAAUAAUUUUUGGGAACCUCGCAGCAAUUUAUGAAUGGCAUAAAUACACUUUCCUGGAACUACUUAAAAGAUGCAUACAGUGUCCCACUGAUUUGGGACCAGUAAUACAGAAAUGCAAACCCAAGUUCCGUAUGUAUGUGAUUUACUGUCAAAAUAAACCCGUCUCCGAACAUAUUGUGGCCGAACAUUUCAGAUAUUUUGAUGCAGUUAGACUUAAGUUAAAGCUUAAGUUAGUUAUAAAUGCCCUACUUAUCAAACCUGUACAGAGAAUAAUGCAAUAUGAGCUGCUGCUAAGAUCCUAUCUGAAAUAUACAGAACGAGCUGGUCUGGUCGAUGAAAUUCCUGUUAUUCAAGAAGCCAUAAAUGUUAUAAAAGAUGUUCCUUCGGAAGCUAAUGACAUGAUGGUUGUUGGUCGUUUGCAGAAUUUCGAAGAUGAAAUAACAGCACAGGGUAAAUUACUGUUCCAUGGGUUGUUAUUGUGCGUGCAGGUCGAUUCAAAUAAGGAUACUUAUGAUCGGACCAUGGACAAUUUGAAAGAGGUUCAAGUGUUUCUAUUCGAAAAGAUUAUAAUUUUUUCAGAUAUUGUUGGUAAGAAAACGCAAUUCACCGAUCCCGUAUAUAUCUACAAGGCACAUUUGCAGGUGAACAGAAUGAAAGUCAAGAAAUUGAUGUACAACCGCAUUUUAUUGCGUUCUACGGAUCCGGAACGACAAGAGCUCAAUUUUGUUUUGAUGGGACGAACACAGGAAGACUAUCGUGAAUGGGCGGACCAGCUAAUUAGUAUUCGUCGGAAACAGACUGCUUUCCUAGAAGUUCUUCAAAAUCCGGUUACUUCAAAAUCUACCAAACAUUCGUAACUAUGAGACUAUGGCAUUUUAUAUUCAUUGAUUUAAAAGAAUAAAAGUUAUUCAAUUAAGCACCGUGCUCCAU
This is a messenger RNA of Bradysia coprophila, 1659 nucleotides long. Its product is annotated as rho guanine nucleotide exchange factor 25-like. Gene Ontology annotation, biological process: axon guidance. Gene Ontology annotation, molecular function: guanyl-nucleotide exchange factor activity. NCBI's taxonomy places the organism in Eukaryota, Metazoa, Arthropoda, Insecta, Diptera, Sciaridae. Gene Ontology annotation, cellular component: cytoplasm; extrinsic component of membrane. The record is from RefSeq and is a predicted model, not a curated record.